Molecule: messenger RNA, 1561 nt
Organism: Grammomys surdaster
Lineage: Eukaryota; Metazoa; Chordata; Mammalia; Rodentia; Muridae
Gene: Ak8
Product: adenylate kinase 8
Exons: 13
Coding region: 25-1464 (479 amino acids)
Biological process (GO): nucleoside triphosphate biosynthetic process
Cellular component (GO): cytoplasm
Molecular function (GO): nucleoside diphosphate kinase activity; AMP kinase activity; ATP binding
Source: RefSeq, a predicted model, not a curated record
AAGGAGCGGCGCUCUGUCCGAAACAUGGAUGCAACCACUGCUCCGCACCGUAUCCUCCCGGAAAUGCCCCAGUACGGGGAGGACUACCACAUCUUCGAGAUGAUGCAGAACAUGCUGGAGCAGCUCCUGAUCCACCAGCCAGAGGACCCCAUCAGCUUUAUGAUCAGUCACCUGCGCAGGAACAAUGAUAAUGUGCCGAGGGUUGUGAUAUUAGGCCCGCCUGCCUCAGGGAAAACCACCAUCGCCAUGUGGCUCUGCAAACAUCUAAACAGCAACCUCAUCACCAAGGAGAACUUACUAGAAAGAGAGUUUUCCCAACUAUCUCUGGAAGCCAAGAGAUACUAUCAGGUUUACAAGAGAAUUCCCAAUUCAAUUCUUGUCAGCCUUGUCCAGGAGCGUCUGAAUGAUGAUGACUGCCUCAGAAGGGGCUGGAUCCUGGACAGCAUCCCCGAGCGGCGGGAGCAGGCUCUGAUGAUCCAGACUCUGGGGCUGGCGCCCAAGCACGUCAUCGUGCUUAAUGCUCCCGACACUGUCCUGAUCGAGAGAAAUGUGGGCAAGCGGAUAGACCCUGUCACUGGAGAGAUCUAUCACACUACCUUCGACUGGCCCCCCGAGCCUGAAAUACAGAACAGGCUGAUACAGCCAGAGGGCAUCUCAGAGAUAGAAACAGCCAAGAAGCUGCUGGAAUACCACAGGCACAUCAUCAGGAUUCUCCCUUCUUACCCCAAAAUCCUGAAAACCAUCAGCUCAGACCAGCCAUGUGUGGAUGUCUUCUACCAGGCUCUGACCUACGUCCAAUCUGGCCACCGAUGCAAUGCCCCAUUCACCCCCAAGGUGCUGCUGUGUGGGCCAUUGGGCAGCGGGAAGAAACUGCAGGCCGCCCUUCUGGCCCAGAAAUAUGGCCUUGUGGACAUCAGCUGCGGGCAGCUGCUGAAGGAGGCUAUAGCAGCCAAGUCAGCCUUCGGGGAGCUCAUCCAGCCAUUCUUUGAGAAGAGGAUGACAGUUCCAGAUAGUAUCAUCACCAAGGCUCUGGCAGAGCGUCUGGAGCAACAAGAUUGCAUCCAGAAAGGGUGGGUGCUGCAUGGCUUCCCAAGAGAUCUGGACCAGGCCCGGAUGCUGAACUCUAUGGGCUACAAUCCCAACAGGGUGUUCUUCCUGAAUGUGCCGUUGGAUUCCAUCCUGGAGCGGCUGACACUGAGAAGGAUAGACCCUGUCACAGGAGAAAGGUUCCAUCUCAUGUACAAGCCCCCUCCCACCAUAGAGGUCCAGGCCCGCCUCCUGCAGAACCCCAAGGAUUCAGAGGAGUACAUCAAGCUCCAAACAGACCUGUUCUACAGGAACUCUGGGGACCUGGAGCAGUUCUACGAUCGGGCCAUCAUUGUCAACGGAGACCAGGACCCAUACACAGUUUUUGAGUAUAUAGAGAGUGGGAUCAUUAAUCCUCUGCCCAGGAAAGUCACCUGACAUGCGAGAAGUCAGGGGCAAGCCCUACAGACACUCAAAUCCCCUGCCCUCAACCGCCCUCAGACCCCACCCAGCCAAUAAAGAUGUCACAACCUCA